UACGCUGAGUCAGAUAUAGUGUGGACUCCGGCAAAAGCUCGUGUACCUGGACCGCGUUCAACAAGUGAAGAGCGGACGACAAGGACGGUAAAGAUAAGAAAGCGAAUCACCGACAGUGCUCUAUCUGACAGUGGUGUGCAGCGGAAGAGAUCUUGCGCCAUACGGACCGAUCUGUUCCAAAGUGAGAUUAACUUAUCGCAAGAUGAGGUGUUCGAGGCUGACGACUUCUCUCCAAAUGUGUCACAUGCCAGCGAGCGUUCUACGUCGUCCUCGCGAUCUUUGUCACGAAGUUUCACGAGGACUCAAAGCACUGGGCAACUGGAGAGGGGAGAAUCCCAGCAGGGGUCACCUAAAUUCGGCCCAACAGUAGAAUAUUCUUUGCCUGGAGUGGAGCAUCCUCAGCGGGAAUCGCUUGCAUUUCGAAGCAUCUCGGGUGAGACAUUGGCUACGGAGAUCCGGCGACUUGGGCCAGAAGAGUUUGAACGUCGCUACUUGCUCAUUGAUUGCAGAUACCCAUAUGAAUAUGAGGGUGGGCAUGUCAAGUGUGCGAUCAAUCUUCAUGAUCAAAACGAACUAGAAAGCUUGUUUUUCCCUGAGGAUCCAAAUCACCCGAUUCGCUCGCGAAUUCCGAUAUUCUAUUGCGAAUUCAGUCAGAAGCGUGGUCCUGGAAUGGCCCUCGCUUUGCGCAGUAUCGACCGGAUGCGUAACGAACUGAAUUACCCAAAGGUCGACUACGCUGAAAUGUACCUCCUGGAUCACGGUUAUCGAAAAUUCUGGAACGAUGGCUGCUACAAGUCGGAAUGCGUUCCAUGUGGGUACGUCCCGAUGACAGACUCUGCACAUGUGUCUUCACUGGUCAAAUAUAAAUGGCAUUCGAAGUCAACAAGCCAACUUACUGUACGGGAGCCACUGAGGAAGACAUCUUUGUACCGACAUCGUUCACUCAUGCAGGUGUGCACUGAGAUUGAGACAACAGAAGUUGCGAUCAGCCCUACUGCAAAGACUCCACUUUUGGCGCCACGUCGUUUGGAGUUCACUGAUAGUCCAGAAUGGGACAGUGCUGAGUAA
Messenger RNA from Ostertagia ostertagi, 1068 nucleotides. NCBI's taxonomy places the organism in Eukaryota, Metazoa, Nematoda, Chromadorea, Rhabditida, Trichostrongylidae. The record is from the annotation of a GenBank genome assembly.